This is a messenger RNA of Paramecium tetraurelia, 3534 nucleotides long. RefSeq lists its product as uncharacterized. Lineage: Eukaryota; Ciliophora; Oligohymenophorea; Peniculida; Parameciidae. Gene Ontology annotation, molecular function: ubiquitin-protein transferase activity. The record is from RefSeq and is a predicted model, not a curated record. Gene Ontology annotation, biological process: protein polyubiquitination; positive regulation of protein catabolic process; proteasome-mediated ubiquitin-dependent protein catabolic process. The transcript has 4 exons.
AUGACAGCUACUUUUGUAGAUUAAAUCAACUUUGAAUUUAUCUCGAUAGCAAUCAGUAACACAACCAAACACAGAAUUAUUAGAAUCAAUGAGGAUAAUUUUGUAGUAGAUCCCAUACUAACCUUACCAAUAAAUACUGCAUGCUAUUUUGAAUCAAAUGCUAAAAGUUACAAAUUAUAAGGGUAACUUAAUAAUUUUCUGAAAUAACAUGAGGAAUUUAAGGAAGUAUUUCUAAUAUUUGAUGAUGAACUCGAUAAUUAAGUACAUAGGGCAGCAGACAGAAUCAUAGCUGAAAAUUUAGGCAUAAACAAUUUCAUAAAGGGUUAUGAAUAAUUUAUAUCUAAUAGAAAUCAAAAUUCUAUAAAUAGUUAAUUGUAAAUGUAUUUUGGAGUUUAAUCAAUCUCAUCAAUUAAAAUUAGCAUUACUAAGAAUUUGAUUAAUAAAAUUGAAUUUAUUUUUGCUCCACUCAAACAUGAGGGGGAAACCUUAAUUAAACUUAAAGAUCAAACACUCUAAGUGUACUCUCUUUUGGGGGAAAAUAACAUUAUUUAUCCUGAAAUAGAUGAAGUUUCAUUUUUCUUUUAUAAUCUGAUCAUAAACUUUAGAGAUCAUCAUUUGGAGUCGUAAAUUACCAAUGAUAAUCAAAUCCAAAUUAAUUUUAAGAGAUAACCUGAUUUAGAGUUUAUAUAUGCAUUUGUAGAUAUCACAUUGAUUGCCUAAUACAUCCAUAAACUUGUAUGUAUUAUUGAUAAAGAAAAUGAAAUCAAAGCAAUAAAUAUAUAGCAUACUGAUGAAAUAACAACUAAUAACAAAUAUUCAUUAUAUUCAUUUGUAGAUGAUAUGAUAAUAUUUAAUUAUUGCAAGUACUAUGAAUUUAUGUUUUCAAAUUUCAUAUUGGAUUAUUUAAAUAGAAAAUAAAUCAAUUAAAUAUAUAAGAUAAAUUAGAACAUCACUUAUUCUGGGCCACAAAUACUUGAAACUAAAUUAGAUUUGACUUCUAGAGCAAUAUUCUCUGGCUUGAACUAAACCGAUUAGGUAGAAUUGCUAUCAAUAAUUGAUAUGAAUAUGACAAUUCACAAUUAAGAUAAAGCAAAUCCAUUAGAAUUUAAAGAAUUGAUAUUAAUACCAAAAGUAGAUGGUUUUUAUAUCAACUUAUUCUACAUCAAAAGUUUCCAACAUCCAGCACUUGCCAAAUAUAAUAAUCAAAGAUAAAGUCAAUAUUAAGUAGGAGAUGAGGUCCACUUUUUGCUGCAUCCAAUCAACUCUUCACUUUCCCUAGAUCAAUAAUUAUAAAAAUUGUAGGUAAAGUUGAGUUUAGGACAAAUGGAACAAAAAAAAUAUAAUCUUAGUCAACUAUUAUUUUAGACUUCUGAUUUGGAGCAUUUAAUUGCAAAUUGUUUAUUUUUGAGUAAUAAUUUUGUGCUUGUAACAAUCAAAAGUGACUCUCGAUUGAAAAUUAAUAUUUAUUCUACUUCAUCAAUUACAUUGUCUUAAUAAAAUUAUUAAUUUUCAAGGCAAUUAAAUUUUGAGUAUUUGAUUUCUACUGCUUAAGAUUUAGAAAAGACUAUACACGUUUCAGUAACACAUGAUGAAAAGACGGUAAAAGUGAAACUUGAAAAAGAUGAUCAUACAACAUAUGGCAAAGGUCAUAAGUAGUUGAUGGAAAUUCUAUUGAAAGAGGCGAAGAGAAAUAAGAAGGAAAUUUAUUAGUCAGUGGAAUCUACAACUCAUUCUUCGAAAUUGUAAAGUGGAAACACAAUAAACAUGCUUAGUAAUUAAGAUAUAGCUGUAGCUACAAGAGCAGGAGUACUGAGGAAAGAUUAUAUUGAGUUUAGAGAUUCAAAUUGCAAUUUAGUUGAAUAAUUUACUUGCGGGAAGGUUAGCUUUGUUCAUUCGAUAUUCAAUCAAAUUCAAUAUGUGCCAGAGAAGGAAAGAGCAGAGGAAGGAUUGAAUUUGAUUUGGAUUCCUACUUUCAAAGGAAUUUACCAUUUGUUCAUAGACAAUGUGAAAAUUGAGGGUCGUUUUAUUAUUCUUGCAAAUGUGCCUGAUUUAGAAAUCUCAGUAAUAGAAAUAUAAAGUAAAUUUGAGGUGAUACCAUUUUGCGAGACAAUAUUAAUCUAAUUUUAUUUGAAAGAUAAAUUUGAAAAUUGCUAUGGAGACACAGAAAAUCAAAUAUAUUCCGAAUCAAAUUGCGAUAUCAAGCAAGUAUCAGGUAGUCAAUCAAUAUCAAAUUUGACUUUCUAUAAUCUAACAAAAGAUGGUAAUUUGAAUGUUAAUCUUACAUUUGAUCCUAUUGAUCUUUUCGUCUUUAAUGAUACUGCUGAAGUUGAAUUUUUCAUAAAUAAUUAAUUAAAGACAAGUCAAAUAUGGAAUCUCUCAGGUUUAGGGUUAAAUAAAAGGAUAUAACGCUUUCAAGAAGUCAUUAAUUAAGUUUGGAAACCGACAAGUUAUAACUUGAAUAUAAGUCGAGUAAAUUUCUUGGAAGAUCUAUUAGAAUUGGCUGAGAAGAAGCUCAACUAUCAAUUUAGCAUCAAAUUUUAGAAUGAAGCAGGUAUUGAUGCUGGAGGGUUAAAGAGAGAGUUUUAUGACAUGAUUGGAAAUGUUCUCAAGGAUGAAAAAUUUAAAUUCUUCUCCCCUGUUUCUUCGGAUCAAAAUAAAUACUUUUUGCAUCAGAAAUUCAAUAAACAAAAGAAUAAGGAACGAUAUGCAUUACUAUUUGGAAAAUUAAUUGCUAAUUCAAUAUGCAAUUCUUAUCUCAUAGGAAUUGAUAUCAUUGCCCCCUUCUGGAAGGUUGUAUUUAAUGAGAGAAUUGUGUUUAAUGACCUCAAUCUUAUUUGGGAUUUGGAUACCUACAAUAAUUAUGAGAAAUUGAAGACCAUGAGCGAAGAAGAACUAAAGUCUGUUUGUCUUUUGUUCACAUAUUCUUCAGACAACACUGAAACAGAAUUGAUUGCCGAAGGAUCUAAAAUACAUGUUACUUAGGAAAAUUUAGAGUUAUAUCUUAAUAAAACUGCAGAGUAUGUGAUCCAUAAACAGUUUGACAAAAUCUAUAAAUCUUUUAUUGAAGGAUUUUAAUCUGUUUUAGACAUAUCAGUAUCAUAUUGUGAAUAUCAUCUAUGCAUUUGCUAAAAAUGGUUGAUGAAUGCAGAGAUGUUUCACUUUACUUAAGGGUUUUUAGAAAUCAGUUCUGAUGUUCUGCUUCAGAAAUUCACCUUUAGUGGAGGAAAACCAUAACAUAAAUCAUACUUUGAGAACUAUGUUAAUUAAGCUGAUACUGAGACAUUGAAGAAUAUGUUGAAAUUCAUAACAGGUAAUCAAUAUGAUAAUAGUCUAGGAUCAUCUUCUAUUCCAUUUGAUCAAAGUUCUUACGUGAUUAGUGUCAAAUUUGAUUUAGGACUCUCUGAUCGAAAGCUGCCACUUAGUCACACUUGUUUCAAGUCCAUAGAAGUGCCUCUUUAUAAAAGCUUUGCUGAACUCAAAUAGAAAUUUGACAUUGCAUUUACUAUUGGAUGUGAAGGAUACGGAUUUGGUUGA